AAAUUUUGACCUGAAAGUCCUCAAAGUCUUUCUUCCUCUGUUCCUUACCACCUCACCGGAAAUUUUAGGUAAAUUCAUCUCCGAUUAUCUUUGAUUCUUCAAAUCUUUCAUUCGAGAAUCAAUUAUUUAGCCUCUGUUUUCUCAUGUUCAAACUAUAAUGAAUUUGAGAAUCAAUUAUUUGCAAGACAUCAUCUUUGUUUUGAUUCGAUUAGGCAGUUGCUUGAAACCUGUAAGAUGGAAUUAGGCAUCUUCUCCUCAUCUUAUGCAUGUAAAAUGCUAGAAUAGCUCCUUGAUUUUGAAUUUACAUUCCCAAAUUUUAUGAUUAUGGAGCUUGCACCGAUAGGAGCGAUCUUAGCCUUGCUCACGAAGCAGGUUAUCAAAACCGCUCAGGCUGCAACUGAUGUUGUCUUUGAGAAGGAGAGUUUCAAGGUGCUAUCAAAACACCUCUUCGACAUAGAGCCUGUCUUAAGAGAACUCCAGCUUAAGAAUCCCAAUGAUUCUGAAGCUGCAAGGCAGGCUCUAGAGUUUCUUGAAACCGAUGUUCGAAAAGCUACCAAUCUGGUUAACAAAUACAAAGACUGCGCUCGUUUCUACUUGCUGAUCAAGUGCAGACACAUUGUGAAGGAAGUGCAGAAUGUGACUAGAGACAUCGGAAAAUCAUUGGCCGCCUUGUCCUUAGCGAACGUCGAUGUUCUCCAGGGGGUAUCCAAGGAGGCAAUUAACCGUCUGCAAGACGAGAUGCAAAGGGCAGAAUUCGAGGCCUGCCUUUCUCGCCUUCAAAUUGUGGAUAAGUUAAACCAGGGUUUAACUGAACAGAAACUUAACCAAGGCUUUGCCAACAAUAUUCUGGAGGAGAUAGCUAGGGCAGUUGGAGUGCCUGUUGAGCCAACUGUAAUCAAUAAAGAGAUGAAGAGUUUCAGAAGAGAAAUGGAAGAAGCUGCGAAUAGAAAAGAAAAGGCGGAGGUUCUCUUCUUGGAACAAGUCAUCGAGCUGCUCUCUCGAGCCGACGCUGCUAGAGACUAUGAAGAAAUCAGAAAACAAUACUUCCAGAGACUACAGAUAGUCGAACAACUCGAUCCUAAAGAUAGAUAUAUAGAACAGUUCAAAGCCUUUACCUGCUGCAUAACAGGAAAGGUGAUGGAGGAUCCUGUUAGCCUUUCCAGUACUGGAACAACGUGCGAGAGAUCAGCACUCAAGGCUUGGUUGGAACAAGGUGAGACAACUGAUCCUGACAGUGGAGAACCGCUAUCGGAUUUCUCUUACAGGCCUAACCUACAGCUUAGUAAAUCGAUCCUGGAGUGGAAAGAACUCAAUUACUGUGUUGGAAUCAGAUCCUGCAAAGGAAAUCUAUUGUCCGACAUUGAUUCAGUGGAAGUAGCUUUAGGACAAUUACAGGGUCUUAUAAGAGAGAAUCCAAUCAACAAAGAUUGGAUUUCCAUUGCAGGCCUGACUGAUAUAAUUAUCUCAAUUCUUCCAAGUACAGACAGCUUAGAUGUGAAAGAGAAGAUAUUAAUCACCUUAAAGGAGCUCAUAGAAGAAAACCCAACAAAUAAGGACAAGUUGGUAGAAUUGGGAGGAUUCGAGUACAUCAUCCCAUGCCUGAUAUUAGGCCGGAACAUGUCUGAAGCUGCAGUUGAUUUGCUAUAUGAACUGCUGCAUGUUGGCUCUAGUUGGAAGGCAUCCUUCUGCGAACAACUCUGUAAGCAAUCUAAUGCAGUCGAAUAUUUAGUGGCUAUACAUAUUGGUGGUGAUAAUGAUGAAAAGGCAGGAGAAAUCUUGACAAGGCUUUUUGAAGGAAACGAAUUAGCCACUGUUCGUGCUGCUAAGACGGGCUGGUAUGAGCCACUCGUGGGUCAUAUAAACCGUACAGGUUCAGAGUCGUUAAGAGUAGAGUUAGUGAGAGGGAUAGUUUCCAUGGAACUUAAUGAACGGGAUUUGAAGCUUCUUGGCGAAGAAGGACUAAUACCUUCCCUUCUCGAAAUGGCUUCGGGUAAUAUUGAAUCAAAAGAGAUAUCUCUAUCAGCGCUCUCGAAACUAUCAAUCUGCAAAGAAAACAAGAAUCUGAUUGCAUCUUCAGGUGGAGUUCCUCUAGUUAUAAAGUUAAUGUGCUCGUUUCAAUUCCGAACAUUCAUCAUCAAUAAAUGCUUGGACAUCCUGGAGAAACUUUCCUCGAGAGGAGACGGAACAAGAUUCUUUGUGGACGAAAACGGUAUGAAACUCGAUCAAGAAUCCAUUGUAGGUAGCUUAUUUGCAUUCCUGCAAAAUCCGCGUCCUUCAUAUACAUUACAUAAACCGGCUCUUUACACCCUUCUCGCGAUAUUAAAAUCCGAAUCCGAGCUCAUCGAGGAAUGUGUUUUCACUUCUGACGGGGUCUCUCUAGUUCUUCCUUUCCUAGACAACUCAGAUCCCGAUAUAAAAAAAGCUGCCAUAAACCUUUUAUACAUAUUCUCAGAGUACAAGACAGAAGCUAAUGAAUAUCUACAAAGGCCACUGCGAAUCGAAACUUUGAUGGGUUUUCUCGAUAACAGAAACCGAGACGCCCAAAUGGCUGCAGCUGGUUUACUAGCCAAUCUCAUGAAAUCAGAAAGACUACUGAUCAAGAAACUGAUAGAAUUAAACGGUUUGAAAGCAAUUGUGAACGCGUUAAGAACUGGAGCCAUGGACGUAAAAGAAAACAUUCUAACCGCCCUCUUCCCUUUCACAGAUGACCCAACCGACGUGGAUUCACAGAGAUACAUGGUUGAGCUAGGUGCCUAUCCUUUACUUGUGAGCCUGGUCAAGGAAGGUUCGGAUAUUGCCAAAGAAAGAGCAGCAUGUCUUAUUGCUAAUCUUUCUUCUAGUACUCCAAAGCUUACUGUUUUUCAUAAAAGAGCCAACAAUUAUUGGUGUUUUUCUUAUAACAAGCUUGAUAACAGACUUUGUUGUGUGCAUGGCGGUUUGUGUACAGUCUCGACUACUUUCUGUAUGUUAGAGGCUAAUGCCUUGCCGGAGCUUGUGAAUGUUUUGAUAGAGAAGGUUGAACCGGCUGCUUUUCAGGCAAUUCGUGCGAUAUCAACUCUUAUCUGGAACGAUUCUUGUGUUGAGGGAGGCGCAUGGGCUCUGCAUGGAACGUGUGGGAUUAGACCGCUGUUGGAAGUUUUGAAUUGGGGAACAGAUUCUUUGAAGGAAGAGGCGUUGAGGGUUUUGGAGAAGGUUUUUAUGUGUAGGGAAAUGGUGGAAUAUUAUGGAUUAGAAGCUAAAGAGAUUCUAUCUGGAUUGAUGAUUUCUUGUCAAAGCAAUAAUAUUCAUAUUAGUGGAAAUCUUCCAAGGGAAGGACUUUAUCGGGUUUUGUUGCUAGUUGAAAGGAGAUCAAGAUCGUCUUCUUCUCUUAACCGCUGAUGAAAAAUAGUUCUAGAUCUCCAUUGUUCUACUUGAGAUGUUUACUAGCUUUUUCAGAUUCAUGAUGCAUAUAUAUAUAUAUAUAUACAUGAUUUGAUUUAUUCAUCAUUUCUAUAAAAAUUGAAUGUAUUUGUUGGAAACAUUUUGGUUUGUAAAACUUUUAUUUAUCAUUAACAUAAAAUAGUAUGAAUACUCAUUCUUCCACUC
Messenger RNA from Impatiens glandulifera, 3585 nucleotides. Its product is annotated as U-box domain-containing protein 44-like. The coding region runs from base 319 to 3378 and encodes 1019 amino acids. The transcript is spliced from 2 exons. Gene Ontology annotation, molecular function: ubiquitin-protein transferase activity; protein binding. The record is from RefSeq and is a predicted model, not a curated record. NCBI's taxonomy places the organism in Eukaryota, Viridiplantae, Streptophyta, Magnoliopsida, Ericales, Balsaminaceae. Gene Ontology annotation, biological process: protein ubiquitination; cell surface receptor signaling pathway.